This is a messenger RNA of Perkinsus marinus ATCC 50983, 760 nucleotides long. RefSeq lists its product as hypothetical. Lineage: Eukaryota; Perkinsozoa; Perkinsida; Perkinsidae. The transcript is spliced from 7 exons. The record is from RefSeq and is a predicted model, not a curated record. Bases 7 to 621 code for a protein of 204 amino acids.
AAGGAAAUGCCUGAUACUUGUUCGUACCCGCCUACAUAUCAAAGCAUGAGAGUGUGUCAUCGUGAACGGACUCCAAGAGGGUUCCGCUUCGGGGCACCUCCAAUGAGGACACGUGAGGCUCGCUAUGUCGAAGCACAGAUGAGGGACCGUGCAUUGCCACUCAUGCAACAUAUGACGAGCAUUCCCGAGAGCCCGUCCCCUCCAAGAACAAAGAAAGCGCCCGCUAGAGAUGACAACGAGCUCAUCGAGAGCUGCCGGGGCACACCCCUCCACGACAUGUACCUUCAGGCUGAACAACUACUCUCGGGGUUGGAGGAAACUCCUGAUGAACAAUCGUUGUCUAAGAAGAAGGCAUUGACUCAGCUGGUUGAAGCUGGUGCAUCGGAGCUCGUGAGGCGUGCGAAGUUCGAUGGAGAGACUAUACGGCAGAAGGAGUCAGCCGAAAAACGUAAGGUCCGAGAGGCCAGGAGACGAGCUAGAGAGGAAUGCCUAAUGGGAUGGAGCGUUAUGCAUGGCGAUUCGAGCAUCCCCUACACUAACACUUCCCGUGCCCCCAGUGCCUGCCCUCGUCCUCAAAUACGACGGUCUACACGUCGUCAGAGAGCUCGAGAGGCUGCCUAACUAUUGCCGGAAGGCAAGUGCUCAUUCGAUUGUCUACCUAUAGAGAAUUCCGUAAAGGGAGCUUACUGCUCUACGAGCAGUAUAUUAUUUCAUCCAUAGUCUAUAACCCCGUCUAUACAAUAUACAUCGCCAUGUAUCA